Emys orbicularis (European pond turtle) is the source of this 1686-nucleotide messenger RNA. It is a transcript of the gene ETNK1, whose product is annotated as ethanolamine kinase 1. NCBI's taxonomy places the organism in Eukaryota, Metazoa, Chordata, Testudines, Emydidae. The transcript is spliced from 8 exons. Gene Ontology annotation, molecular function: ethanolamine kinase activity. The coding region runs from base 141 to 1232 and encodes 363 amino acids. Gene Ontology annotation, cellular component: cytoplasm. Gene Ontology annotation, biological process: phosphatidylethanolamine biosynthetic process. The record is from RefSeq and is a predicted model, not a curated record.
GGCGGAGCCGCAGCCGCUGUAUCGGGACCGAAGUGGAAAUUUCCUCCAGCACCAACAGCACCAGCCCCAGCCCCAGCCGCAGGUUUCGCCGCUCAGAGUCACGAGGAGCCGCCGCCGGACCCCAGCGCCGCCCGCCCGCUAUGGCCAACUACAUCCACGUCCCGCCCGGCUCCCCCGAGGUGCCCAAGCUGGACAUCACCCUGAGCGACGUGGAUGGGCCCGGCUGCCGCGACGGAGCCCUGCAGCUGCUGCGUCGUCUGCGGCCCCACUGGAGCCCCGAGGAGGUGACGCUGCAGCUGUUCACAGAUGGAAUCACCAACAAGCUUAUUGGUUGCUAUGUGGGUGACGCAAUGGAUGAUGUGGUUUUAGUUAGAAUCUAUGGAAACAAGACCGAGCUGUUAGUAGAUCGAGAUGAGGAAGUGAAAAGUUUCCGGGUGUUGCAGGCCCAUGGCUGUGCGCCACAACUCUACUGUACUUUCAGUAAUGGUCUAUGCUACGAGUUCAUGCAGGGAGAAGCACUGGAUCCGGAGCAUGUCUGCAACCCAGAUAUAUUCAGACUCAUAGCCAGGCAGCUUGCUAAAAUCCAUGCUAUUCAUGCACACAAUGGAUGGAUCCCCAAAUCUAACAUGUGGCUGAAGAUGGGAAAAUAUUUCUCACUCAUACCUACAGAAUUUACAGAUGAGGAAGUAAAUAAACGGUUCUUAAGUGAUGUUCCAAGUCCUCAAAUCCUUCAGGAGGAGAUGGCCUGGAUGAAGGAGAGACUGUCAAAUCUAGGAUCCCCAGUGGUGCUUUGCCACAAUGACCUGUUGUGUAAGAAUAUUAUCUACAACGAGAAACAAGGUGAUGUACAGUUCAUUGACUAUGAGUACUCUGGAUACAACUACCUGGCUUAUGAUAUUGGAAAUCAUUUCAAUGAGUUUGCAGGAGUGAGUGAGGUAGACUACAGCCUUUAUCCAGAUAGAGAAUUACAAGAGCAGUGGCUGAGAUCCUACCUUGAGGCAUACAAGGAAUAUAAAGGUUUCGGUACAGAUGUUACUGAGAAAGAGGUAGAAGUCCUAUAUGUGCAAGUCAAUCAAUUUGCAUUGGCCUCUCAUUUCUUUUGGGGAUUGUGGGCUCUGAUUCAAGCCAAAUAUUCCACCAUUGACUUUGAUUUUCUAGGGUACGCAAUUGUUCGUUUUAACCAGUAUUUCAAAAUGAAGCCAGAGGUCACAGCAUUAAAGCUUCCCGAGUAAUGAAGAACUUCAGUUCUCCUCAAGUGGAUAAGCGAUCCUUAGAAUCCUUUCUGAGAACAGAUACUGAAAAAGCUAAACAUUUUGUUUAAGUUCUGUAAUGUUCACUUGGUUGUUUUGCUUUACAAAUGAUGCCUCUAAACAAGUCUUAAUGUUAAAUCUAAUAAGAAGAGCAUACCUACUGUUGAUAUAGAAUGGAUUAGAAAUUUGCUAAAUCUAUAAGGCUGUAGAGAUGGCAAUUUAAUCCUUACCUAAGUAAUUUAACAUAUGUUGUAUGUGAUUUAUUUAUUAUGAGUUUAACAUGAUUCCAUUGCUGCUUUCAUCAAUUUCUGUAAAGGUUGAGUUCAGGCAGUGAAACUGUUCCAAAGGAUUUGUUUUUUCACAACUUAUUUUAUUAAAGUGACAUUAACUUAUAUAAAGACUGUAUAUGGUCAGUAGAGAAUCUUAAUCUUUAACU